AAAACCGCUUUUUGUUUAGCACUCCCUCGACCUGUGCACCCUUCUGCUGGAGGACCUGAACUUGACGAGAAUUACAACAUAAUCGUACCGCCCGAGAUGAUACCACACAAACACAGCAGUUCUAUUUCAGAAGAUGCUGGCCCUGCUUUGGAGGCGACACCAGUCUCGUCGCCCUGCUUGCAUCCAGAAUCACCAUCCAUUGCAGUGGGUUUGCAGACUAAUGCCACGGAAGAGCAACCUUCUGGAGAUGAGGCUUCUGAUACAUCUUCUGAGUUCGAUGAUGAUGAGCCAUGGCCUCCGAAGUCACCAUCUCCGCCUUGACUGAGACAGGCCAACCUGAAUUGUCGAUCGUCGUUCCAUUGCAACGGGUGUAUACCGGUUGUGUGCCUGUGAUAUCAUCCCACCUUGCUGACACUCCCUGUGCUACCGUCGGCAUUCAGGGCCUCUUGGAUCAACUCAACACGACACUCGGAACCUCACACAGCCUCGACACUCCAUCACUCUCCUCCCUUCUUGAAGAGUGCAUCGCAAACAACUGGGACUUUGGCAUGGCAUAUAGCCGCCUCCGUCGGAUAUGGUACGCCCGAGACUGGAGCACUAUACGAGACAUAUUGCACAAAUGGGAAGAAGAAGACCAGGAGAUGCGACGGAAAGUACUUGUCGGUAACUGGAUCGUCAGACCAUCGUUGCCGCCUCGACGUGUGUGGGAUCUGUACAGCAAUCGAGUGGUUCCAUGGUGGUUUACAAACAUCCGAGUCGGUGCUGACAGCAAGGACCGGUCCUGGAAUAGGAGGCUUAUGCCGAUAUCGCAUGCAUGGGUGAGUGAGAGAGAUCGUGUUAAUGCGCAGACACCCAUCAACGGAUAUGAAUGGCCUGUUCCUAUCCCGAAAGACACCAACCUCAACCUGAUCCGCAUUGAGGCGCUCAAUCUUCAAACGAAGCGCCGCAUUCAUGAGGCUGCAGAGUAUGCGUGGUUGGACGUUCUCUGUUUGAGACAGGAGGGUGGACCAGGGGAGGAAGUGCGCGUGGAAGAGUGGAAGCUGGAUGAUGAUGAUGAAGAUGAAGGUCUGGAUUGGUGACCCGCAACACGCCUCGUAGUGGGCGAAGACGCGGGGGUACAGUACUCUACUGCUAUGUAUGACUGUACCGCUACUCGUAAUACUAAUCUACUUGUCAACUCUAUGGUGUCUAUU
Messenger RNA from Desarmillaria tabescens, 1193 nucleotides. RefSeq lists its product as uncharacterized. Lineage: Eukaryota; Fungi; Basidiomycota; Agaricomycetes; Agaricales; Physalacriaceae. The transcript is spliced from 3 exons. The coding region runs from base 291 to 1079 and encodes 262 amino acids. The record is from RefSeq and is a predicted model, not a curated record.